CAACAACUUUUGACGUUGCAGAAUUACCGACGUGUUAGUUGUUAGAAUUUUCUAUCAACGUUGUAUUGUGUUGGAAUAAAUGAAAAUGUUCGUGAAAAGAAAAAAUGUAAAUUAAAUUUUUCAAUAAUUAUAAAAAUGAUGUGGUGUUAUGAUAGUUAAUAAUAAAAAAGACUGGACAACAUAAUAGUUGACGUUAAUUUUCAAAUUAUAUGUACAAGAAUCUAGUACAUACUUAAUCUUAAAGUGGAAAAGCUGUGAUAUUUUUUUGGAUUUCUACUAAAGUAAUCUAUUGAAAUUCCUUUCCAAAAUGUUACUCGGAAAGCUGAGAUAUCAUACAUAUAAAAUAGUGCUGUUAACAUCGAUUUUCUGGCUGCUACUUAUGGUUGUUGUUAUAUCCUUUUAUUCAAGUGAAUGUAUAGGGGGCUCAUGUAAAAAAGCAGCAGAAGUACAAAUAGGCGAACAAAAUGCUUUGAUUGCAGAUAAGAAAAUCGAAUAUGAGGAUACUGAUGACAUUGACAAUGGUGUUCGAAAAUACAAAGUUUCUCAGUUGCAUAGAUGGGAACCUGCUCCUUCAGUUCCAAAUGUACCUGGUAGACCAGGAGAAAUGGGGAAAGCCGUUCACAUACCUUCUUCUCAAGAAGCACUAAUGAAAGAGAAAUUUAAGCUGAAUCAGUUCAACUUAAUGGCUAGUGACAUUAUAUCUUUAAAUAGGUCUUUGGCUGAUAUCAGAUAUGAAGGGUGCAAAGACAAAGAAUAUCCCAAGUUGCUCCCAACCACUACUAUAGUUAUUGUUUUUCAUAAUGAAGCGUGGAGUACACUUCUUCGAACUGUUUGGAGUGUAAUAAAUAGAUCUCCAAGAUCUCUUUUAAAGGAAAUAAUUCUUGUAGAUGAUGCAAGUGAAAGAGAACAUUUGGGACGUAAACUGGAAGAAUAUGUUAAGAAGCUUCCUGUGCCUGUUCAUUUAUUGCGUACCAACAAACGUUCUGGUCUUAUUCGUGCCAGACUGCUUGGAGCCAAGAACGUGAAAGGUCAGGUUAUAACUUUCCUAGAUGCUCACUGCGAAUGUACCGAAGGAUGGUUAGAACCUCUUCUUGCUCGUAUCGUAGAGAAUAGGAAGACAGUUGUCUGUCCUAUAAUUGAUGUAAUAUCUGAUGAAACUUUCGAAUAUGUAACAGCAUCCGACAUGACCUGGGGCGGUUUUAACUGGAAAUUGAACUUCAGAUGGUAUCGUGUUCCUCAAAGAGAAAUGGAACGAAGAAACAACGACAGAACCUCUCCUUUGAGAACACCCACCAUGGCGGGUGGGCUUUUCUCAAUCGACAAAGAUUACUUCUAUGAAUUAGGUUCCUAUGAUGAAGGUAUGGACAUAUGGGGAGGAGAGAACCUGGAAAUGAGUUUUAGAGUUUGGAUGUGCGGAGGGAUCCUGGAAAUAGCGACUUGUUCUCAUGUAGGUCACGUGUUCCGCAAGUCGACGCCUUAUUCCUUUCCAGGCGGCACAAGCCGCAUCGUCAAUCACAACAAUGCCAGACUGGCUGAAGUUUGGCUGGAUCAAUGGAAGGACUUCUACUAUAACAUUAAUCCAGGAGCAAGAAAUGUUCCAGUAGGAGACUUAAAAGCCCGACAAGCAUUAAGGGAACAACUGAAAUGUAAAAGUUUCAGGUGGUACCUGGAGAAUGUUUAUCCCGAGUCCCAGAUGCCUUUAGAAUAUUAUUAUUUAGGAGAUAUACGUAAUGAAGAAGUUAGAAACUGCCUGGACACAAUGGGCAGAAAAUCAGGAGAAAACCUUGGCAUGACAUAUUGUCACAACUUGGGAGGCAAUCAAGUCUUUGCCUACACUAAGCGACAACAAAUUAUGUCGGAUGACAACUGCCUUGAUGCUAGUCACAGAAAUGGGCCUGUAAGAUUAGUUAGAUGCCAUGGAAUGGGGGGUAACCAAGCCUGGUUAUACGAUGAAAAUCUCAAGACAAUCAAACACUUGAACACAGGCAGUUGCCUGCAAAGGCCAGCGCCAAGUGAUAUGAACACCCCACUUUUAAGACCUUGCAAUAGCGGUCCUGAGCAGAAAUGGGUGAUGGAGAGUGAUUUCAAAUGGCAAGCCAAAAAUCACGAAGAGAGAUGAGUAAGGAGAUUUUCUCAAGUGAUACGAAGAAGAGGAGCUUCUUCAUAUCCUUAAGUAGAAUGAGAGGCUGUAAUAAUUUACGUACAUUUCAUAAAAAACACUGCAAUACAAUAAUCCGAAGGAAAAAAACGUUGAUCAGGAGAUUUUUCAUUUGAACUUCCUUGAUUGAUUCUAAUACCCGUGUUUUUGUUCUAUUGAGUUAUGAAAAGAACUAUAAAGGUAUUUGCGAUGUACUUACAAAAAAUAAUAAUUCUCACAUAUUAUCAAGGUUAGAACAAUAAACUUUGAAGAGGAUUUGCAAUGAAAAAUUCUACAUAAUUUAAUUAGAUACAUUAUUUUCAAAUGAAAAGUCUUCUGAUGUAACAUUACUGAAUAUUUAGAGUUAUCAUCUAAAAACUAUCAAACAAUAAACAUUUAGAGCAAUGAGCUUGUACAGGGUUCCUCAACAAAAUGUAUUUAUAAAGAAUAACAUUCUUUAUAACAAUAUCAUCAGAAACAAUACAUUAAUAGCUAUGACUGAUAAUUUAUAAUAGUGAAGGAGAUAUUUCAUUUUCGAUUAACGUUUAAGGAAGCAAGUGAUUUCCAGAUUUAUAUUCCAUGAAAAGAACUGGAAUUUGAAAUUAGUGAAUAUUUCAUGGAAUAUUGAAUUUUUAAAAAUCAGAAUGAACAUGAACAAAAAUGAAAUUAUCGACAUUUAGAACAUUUUUGAAAAUCUCAAAUGAAAUGAAUAAAUUCCGUUUAAUCUCGAAACAAAUUUAUAUCAAAAUACAAAGGGGACUUUAUUAUUUUUAUGGUUGUGUUUUAAUUUAUUAAUUCUAUUUUACCAAUCUCCAAAGUAGCUAUUUUUUCAUAUCAAAAAUUAUUUAUGUAGGAUUUCAAUAGCUUGGAAUAAUGUUGAGUAAUAUUUAUAUAUUGUUAUCAAAUCUUAUUUGAAAAGGUGCAAUUACAUAAAGUACUACUAAAAUGUUAGUAGUAACUCUUGAAUUUAUUAUUAUGGAAAAUUUUCGGAGGUCUUUCUCUUAACACUUAAAGUAAUUGUAUUAAUAUUCAAUUUAAAUUAUUUUAUGUUGACAUAAUAAAAUUUGCAAUUGUAUGAAAUUAUAUCAAUGAAUAUAAUUUUUUUGUAAAAAAAUGUAUCUAGUUUUGAAUUUUUUGGCACUUAAUAAUUUAUUAUCAAACGGAUUUGAAUUUCACUUGAAUCUCUUUUAGAUUCAUAUCAUUAGAAUUUACUAUUAUUUAGUCAUAAGAGUUCAUAUACAUCUUUGUGAACAAAAAAAAUAUUGAUAAAAAAAACUUGUUGGAACAAAAUGAUUAGAAAAUGCAUAUAUAUUUAUUGUUUUCACUUGAAAUUUUUUUAAUUGUAAAUAGGUAUAAUGAUGAAUAAAAUGGUUUUUUUAUAA
This is a messenger RNA of Harmonia axyridis, 3519 nucleotides long. It is a transcript of the gene Pgant5, whose product is annotated as polypeptide N-acetylgalactosaminyltransferase 5. The transcript is spliced from 9 exons. The record is from RefSeq and is a predicted model, not a curated record. Gene Ontology annotation, cellular component: Golgi apparatus. The coding region runs from base 308 to 2119 and encodes 603 amino acids. NCBI's taxonomy places the organism in Eukaryota, Metazoa, Arthropoda, Insecta, Coleoptera, Coccinellidae.